This is a messenger RNA of Hansenula ciferrii, 1908 nucleotides long. RefSeq lists its product as uncharacterized. The transcript has a single exon. The record is from RefSeq and is a predicted model, not a curated record. Bases 1 to 1908 code for a protein of 635 amino acids. Lineage: Eukaryota; Fungi; Ascomycota; Saccharomycetes; Phaffomycetales; Wickerhamomycetaceae.
AUGUCCACAUACCUUCCUUCCUCCAAAGAGGAAACAAAAUUCAUUCCAAGAAACUUAUCUUGGAAACUACGGUUCAAAAAAACUUGGAACUUAUAUCAUAAAUUUUUACCAAUAUUAUAUUUAUCAUGUUUAUUAUUUGGUGGGUUUGUCUACAUCUCCAAAAAAACAAAUGGAAUACAUUCAAAUGAUCUUUCUAUAGAUAACUUCCAAUUUGAUGAUACUUAUCAAUCAAAUAAUGAUCAAUUAGAUUUAGAUCAACAAGCUUUAACCAACUUGAAAAAACCAACAAUUUUUGAAGAAUUCCCUUAUGAAUCAAAAGAUUUAACAAUGUUACCAAUUGCUCCAUAUGAACAUUUACAAGAUAAAUUAGAUUUUAGAUCAACAAUGACUUUUUAUUUAGAAGUUAUUAAAAAUUAUGUUGCUAAAUCAACUUCUGGUUCAAAUUCUCAACCUCCUCCUACAUUUAGUUUUAAUUGGAAAGAUUUUGUUGAUUUAAAUAUUUUAAAACCUUUAUUACAAGAAAAACCAAAUUGUUUCCGUAUUGGUGCUUUGGGUGCAACUUCAAGAAUUCCAUGGGAAAAUUGUCUUGAUGAACCAAGAAAUUUAGGUUUUGUUUUCAUAAAUCCUUCAUUAUAUCCUGAAAGUGAAUUUAGAUUAUCAAUUAGAGGAAAAUCUUAUCUUUAUACUGCAGCUCCAUUACCAAAUAAAUUAAUUUUCCUUGCUGGUGAAUUAGCUUUUGUUACAAGAGUUAACAAAAGAGCAAGUUUAGAUGAAGGUACAAUGAUUGAUGAAUAUUUACAAAGAAAAUUAAAAGAAAAUCCUGGGUCCACUCAAGAGAAAAUUAUAAGAACUCCAAUAAAUCCAAGUGAUGAAAUUGAUGGUAUCUCUCAAGCUUUAAAACGUGAUUUAAUAAAUUUUAAUGUUGAGAAAUCCCUUCAUGUUAAUGUUGAUGACAAUUCAUUCUCAUUACCAACAACCAAAGAAAAUAAAGAAAAAUCCAUGUUAGCAAAUGCUGCAAGACAUAAUGAUGAUCGUCAUUUUAGAAAUGUCUUGAUAAAAUCAAAAGAUGGUCAAUGGGAAUCUGAAGAACAAUAUGAUUGGAGAUUUUUCAAUAAAAAAUUAAAUAAUUUAAACAAGAAAAAAUCUUUACAUAGUAUUGUGGAAAAUUAUUUACAAUUUUGUACAAAUUUAGGUAUAACAACUUGGUUAUCUGAAGAAUCUUUAACUUCAUGGAAUUAUAAUGGUUUAAUUGGUCCAUGGGAAGAUACUAUUAGAUUUGAAUUACCUGCAUCUGAUGUAUCAAGAAUUGCCAACUCAUUUAAUUAUUCAUUAAUAAUUUCUGAUCCAAAAAAUGGUACUGGAAAUUAUUUAAUUGAUAUUUCCCCUUGGUUCUUGGAAAGAGCAAGAUAUAAUGAUGGUGGUGCUGCACCAGACCCAGCAGAUGGUAGAAUUAUUGAUACACAUACAGGUGUGUAUAUUGAAUUAAUUGGUGUUAUAAAUGCACCAAGAAUCCCAAAAGAUUUUGCUGCCCAACAUAAAAGUGAAAAAGUUUCUGAAUAUGUUGUUACUGGUAGAGGUAAUUUUUGGCAUUUACCUUCAUUAUUACCAUUAAAUAAAACUCUUUACGAGGGAAAAAUUGCAAAUGUCCCCAAGACAAUACCUGAACAAUAUCUUGAACCACCAAUUGAAUAUCAUUAUAAAGAUCAUUUAAGAUUAUUUGUUGAUUCUAAAAAAUGUACUUAUGUCCCUGAAGAGGAAAAAAAUAAAUUUGAUCAAACUUAUAUUGGUUGUUGUCAUGAUGAUUUAAUUUGGAAAGAUUAUAAUUCAACAAAAUUUGCAACUCAAAAAUUUUUACAAAUUAAAGGUCAACCAAUUAAUGUUUUAGAUGAAACUGAUAUUAAUUUCUAA